AUGAGGUCUAGCAUAGCUUGCCAGAGGUGUAGGAAGUCCAAGAUCAAAUGCGACAAUGACAACUCUGGCGCCCCCUGCGACACUUGCAUCAAGGCUGGUCACAAAUGUGAAUUCCCGGAGCCCACGCCCCUACCGGCCAAGCGAGCAGAACCGCCAACUGUACCGAAGCAGGAGAGGGAGGCAGGCCCUGAUCGAAAGCGAGUCAAGAAGCUGGACGACACAUUCCAACUCGAUGGAACUGCGAAGGCGGAGGAAGUGUUGUCGAUGCCAUAUCUGUCGGGCAAGAUUUGGCAUGAACUUUUCGACAUCUACAAGCUGCACUUUGCAACCGAGCUCCCAUUUCUACAUCUUCCUACGCUGAAGAGCAUCAUACACGACAAGGAGAUCAAGAAACCGUCUGCGGAUGUCAACUUAGUGCUCCUAGGUAUCUUGGCCCUUACGGCUAGAUUCCAACCCGAGUUGGUCAAGUACGUCGCACACCAGACAUACGACAAAGUUGCAGGCCCAAAAUCUCGAGGUGCUCUUCCUCGCGCAGAUCCUUCGGCAGCGUCGGAAUACUUCGCAAAUGCUCUCACGGCGGCUCUGGGACCACUUGAAUCAGCCCUAACGUCGGCCUCAGUUGUUCGGGUUCAAGCCUUCUUGAUGCUGGGUUUAUACAAAUGGAGCCAGCCCAGUGGCGGCUUGGCCGCGUGGAUGUACGUCGGCGUGGCAAUUCGCAUGGCUCAGGGCUUAAAGCUAGGAUUUGGCGACAAGCCUCUUCGUGGAAGGAGGGCUUUGGGUUUGUCCCGGUCACAUAAGUCGGCGCAGUUGCCGUCCGAAUCGUGGAAAGACCAGGAGAUACGACGACGCACCAUGUUCAGUUGUCUCAUCCUCGACCGGUUGCUAUCAUGUGGAUCCGAGCGAGUCUCCAUGGUUCGAUCCGACGACUUGCAAAUUCAACUGCCGUGUACCGAACACGCUUUCGAUCUGGGACGAGCCGUCUACACCGGCUUCCUCCGACAGGUAGGACAAGAGAUGGAGCGCCCUAUCGACGACAGCGUUCUUAGCCGCUUUGUGCAACUCGCCGACUUUUGGGGAGACAUUACCAAGUACAGCUUUGCUGGUGGCCGCCAUACGGAAGCGUAUCCCCCCUGGAAUAAGGACUCAACUUUCUAUCAGCUCAAUACCAAGGUCGAGGCCUUUUAUGCUCAUCUGCCAGAAGAGUUCACCUGGUCUAGUUCAAAUUUUUGGAAACAUGAUAACAGCAUGUAUGUGUCCUUGCACAUGCUUGGGGCCCUCUGCCGGAUCAUGCUACAUCGAGAGUACAUCCCCUUCAUCGCUAUCAAAUGCGAGAAGCCAAUAGGGCCUUUGGACGAGCCAGUCUUCGAUCCCGCCAUUGUUCCGGACGACUUUUGGUAUCGAAGUGCGGAGCAGGUUUUCAAAGCUGCGCGGGAGAUCAUUGAUUUGAUCAGGACAUGCCGCGACAAGCUCCCUCAAUCGUCUCUUGUCAUUUUCGCCAUUUGGCAGGCGGCGUUUGUGGGAAUUUACGCGCGCCACUAUCCUCAGCUGGACACCGAAAAGCACAUGGUCAGCGACGAAGAGAUCCAGGAACGAGCUUCAGGAGCCAUACCCGACCUCACGAAAACAGGAAACACUGGGAUCGCCUACACCGCACUGCAGAGGGUCGCUCCAUAUUUCAGCAUGGCUUCAAAUUACGUAACGUACUUCAAGGACAUGGAUCAAUACUUCACGAAGGUCUUUGUGGAUUAUGCCCAGCGAAACGGCAGAAGGAGCGGCGAUGGAACACUGAGCAUUCGGUUGGGAUCGGGAGGCGGUGGGCUUGAGGAGUGGAGGGUCAAGGCCGAUAGGAUUACAAGCAAUGGUAUCAUCAUGGAUGAAGAUCGAUCUCUCGGGUACGACGCCUCGGAUGGCUCCCGCGCAAGCACUCUGGAACGCAGCUCUUCAAUGGGACCCGAGUACUCCCACCUGAGUGCCAGCGGCGGCUUGGAAAGCCGGCGAGACUCGCGACAGGCAGCCUCCUCGUUUACGGCCAUUAAUAGUGCUCAAUUUCCCGUCGGGCAGGAGGGUUACCCAGGUGGCAACAUGCCGCAGCAUUCGCCGACACAGACAUUCGCAACAGCACCCGGGCCCCUGAGCAAUGAGGCCGCCAUGAACACAGUCGGCAGCGGCGCGGACGCCGCCAACAUCGAGUCAUAUGUCAACCAGCACCAGGGCCAGCGUUUUGGAAUUGCCCUCGAGGAUCUUGAGGAGUUCACUGGGCAGAUGGCUGCCGACCAAAAUAUCGGGGAUUGGGGGCCGGCGUUUUUCUCACAGGUGGCUGGAGGCAAUCCCCUGCCUCAGUUCAGUGAAAGCUAUACCUGA
Messenger RNA from Colletotrichum gloeosporioides, 2361 nucleotides. RefSeq names its product putative transcriptional regulatory protein. The transcript has a single exon. NCBI's taxonomy places the organism in Eukaryota, Fungi, Ascomycota, Sordariomycetes, Glomerellales, Glomerellaceae. Gene Ontology annotation, cellular component: nucleus. Gene Ontology annotation, biological process: regulation of DNA-templated transcription; DNA-templated transcription. Gene Ontology annotation, molecular function: DNA-binding transcription factor activity, RNA polymerase II-specific; DNA binding; zinc ion binding. The record is from RefSeq and is a predicted model, not a curated record. Bases 1 to 2361 code for a protein of 786 amino acids.